Molecule: messenger RNA, 1185 nt
Organism: Lathyrus sativus (Indian pea)
Lineage: Eukaryota; Viridiplantae; Streptophyta; Magnoliopsida; Fabales; Fabaceae
Source: the annotation of a GenBank genome assembly
AUGGCUUGGAGCUCCACAACAAUGAAAUGGGUCUUCUUCAUGUUUGUGGCUCUGUUCUUGUUUCAUAUGGCUUUCGCAACAACCGCAGAAGAUGGUUUAGUACCAAACGGAGAUUUUGAGGCAAGUCCAUCCAACGGCUUUCCUAACGAAGCAAUAGUAGAGGGACCCAGCGAAGUCCCGAGCUGGAAAUCAAACGGCACAGUUGAGCUAGUCGAAUCAGGUCAAAAACAAGGUGGAAUGAUCCUCAUUGUACCACAAGGUAGACACGCGGUCAGAAUAGGUAAUGACGCCGAAAUAAGCCAAGAAUUACCUGUGGAAAAAGGCUCUAUUUACUCGGUAACGUUCUGUGCGGCUCGCACGUGUGCGCAGUUUGAAUCUAUUAAUGUGUCAGUGUCGUCCGCAUCACAGACGAUAGACUUGCAGACACUUUAUAAUGUUCAAGGUUGGAACCCUUAUGCUGUUUCUUUUAAUGCGGAUGAAGAUAGUUUUAAGUUGGUGUUUAAGAAUCCCGGUAUGGAGGAUGAUCCUACUUGUGGGCCUAUUAUUGAUAACAUUGCUAUCAAGAAGCUUUUCACUCCUGAUAAGCCCAAAGACAAUGCGGUAAUCAAUGGUGAUUUUGAAGAAGGUCCAUGGAUGUUUCGAAACACGUCAAUGGGGGUCUUACUUCCGACCAACCUAGAUGAAGAGACUUCAUCGCUCCCUGGUUGGAUAGUUGAAUCGAACCGAGCCGUUCGUUAUAUUGAUUCUGAUCAUUAUGCAGUUCCGCAAGGGAGGAGAGCGAUUGAGCUUCUCUCGGGAAAAGAAGGUAUCAUAUCUCAAAUGGUUGAAACCAAACCUGAAAAGGCCUAUACCUUAACUUUUUCAUUAGGUCAUGCUGAUGACAAAUGCAAAGAGCCUCUUGCUGUUAUGGCCUUUGCUGGCGACCAAACUCAGAACAUUCAUUACACACCGAAUUCUAAUUCUACGUUUCAAGUUUCUAAUCUGAAUUUCACUGCCAAAGCUGACAUGACUAGAAUUGCUUUCUAUAGUGUUUACUACAAUACUAGAAGUGAUGAUAUGAGCUCUCUUUGUGGGCCUGUUGUGGAUGAUGUGAGGGUUUGGUUUUCUGGGUCUAACGGGCUUCGUGGGCUGGGUUUUGUGAGACUUGGGCUUGGGAUUUUGGGUUUAGUUUUGGUUCUUGUUUAA